AUGGCCAGCCAAAUACCAGAAGAGCAUAUCCGGCAUUAUAUGCUUUUUGAGUUUCGCAAGGGUAGUAACGCAACAGUUGCGACCACAAACAUUUGCGAUGUUUAUUCAAGUGCAUUAGACGUUCGAAGACCAACAACAUUAGACAACGACAUGUUAUGGGCAGAAGUGGAAGCAAAUUCAUGUCAGACAAUCGAGAAACUCUCAAACACCCUUAACCAACCUUGGUCGACCAUCCAAGAACAUUUGCAGCAGAUUAGAAAAAUAAGCAGAGCAGGUGUUUGGGUCCACCAUAAUCUGGCCGAAGAGAACAAAGCCAAUCGAUCCAUCACAUGCAACGUAUUGCUUCAACGACACCAUACAGAACCGCAGUGGCUCUCUCCAAAUGAAUUACCACGAAGUACUGCGAAGCCGGGUUUACAUCCCAAAAAGGCGCUUCUAUGUGUUUGGUGGAGUAUACGCGGAAUUGUUCAUUUUGAAGUGCUGAAACCUGGACAAACUGUUAAUGCAGAUCUUUAUUGUAAACAAUUGGAUCGAGUGAACCAAUCUUUAAUCGAAAAACCACACUGUGCAAGACAAACCUUGGAAAAAAUUAAUGAAUUGGGGUGGGAGGUACUGCCUCACCCAACAUACUCACCCGAUAUCACACCUUCAGAUUUACAUUUAUUCCGAUCGCUACAACAUUUUCUUAGUGGCAAAAAAUUUGAAAAUUUGGAUAAUGUCCAAAAUGCCAUCUCGAGAAUUUUUGUAAAGACCGAAUCAAGUAAUAAACCGAGGGUACCACUCACAUCUGGCGAAUAUGAUAGGUGUGCUAGCACAUCCCAUCCAAACUGUAAUAACUUUUGA
Vespa velutina is the source of this 843-nucleotide messenger RNA. Its product is annotated as histone-lysine N-methyltransferase SETMAR-like. NCBI's taxonomy places the organism in Eukaryota, Metazoa, Arthropoda, Insecta, Hymenoptera, Vespidae. The transcript is spliced from 5 exons. Bases 1 to 843 code for a protein of 280 amino acids. Gene Ontology annotation, molecular function: nucleic acid binding. The record is from RefSeq and is a predicted model, not a curated record.